Molecule: messenger RNA, 1782 nt
Organism: Cyphellophora attinorum
Lineage: Eukaryota; Fungi; Ascomycota; Eurotiomycetes; Chaetothyriales; Cyphellophoraceae
Product: Protein kri1
Exons: 1
Coding region: 1-1782 (593 amino acids)
Biological process (GO): endonucleolytic cleavage in ITS1 to separate SSU-rRNA from 5.8S rRNA and LSU-rRNA from tricistronic rRNA transcript (SSU-rRNA, 5.8S rRNA, LSU-rRNA)
Cellular component (GO): nucleolus; 90S preribosome
Source: RefSeq, a predicted model, not a curated record
AUGGCGAGCAAGAGGCUCCUAGAAAGCGACAGCGACUCAUCAGAGUCCGAAGGCGGCGCUGAGAUCAAGGUCAACCAGGACUAUGCUAAAAAGUUUGAGUACAACAAGAAGCGAGAAGAAAAGGCUCGCCUGGAGGACAAGUUUGGCAAAAGCACUGGCAAGCGAAAGAGAGACUCCGAGUCUGCAGAGUCGUCAUCAGAGGAGUCAAGUUCGGAAGAUGAAGAUGAGGGCGAACUUGCGACAGCGGCCAAGGACGCCGAAAUCAUGGCUACUAUCAAGGCCAUCCGUUCCAAAGAUCCCAGGAUCUACGACAGCAAGGCCACCUUCUACUCGCAAACGGACGACGCCGAACAGAAUGGAGACAUAAAGGCGAAGAAAGAGAAGCCAUUGCAUCUGCGAGACUAUCACCGGCAGAACCUGCUGAAUGGUCCUUCACAUGCCGAGGAACAAGUUGACGCAGUCAUGACCUACGACCAAGAGCAGGAGAACUUGAAGCAGUCUGUGAUUUCAGAAAUGCAUGCCGCUGCAGAAGACUCAGAUGUAUCAGAAGAUGGCUUUCUGACAGCCAAGGACAAGCCCAAGCGUGUCACAAACGAGGUUGAGCUCGAUGUCGAGAAUGCCGACAAGGACCCCGAAACGUUCCUGUCCAACUUCAUGAUGUCCCGCGCAUGGGCUUACCCCGACACCCAGCGUCAGCUCCAGCCGUUCGAGUCAGACGAUGAGGAGGAAGACCGAAAGGCAGACGAGUUCGAGGAAGCAUACAAUUUGAGAUUCGAAGAUCCCGACAAGUCCAAUGAGACAUUGAGAUCGCAUGCUCGAGACACGGCUGCAAAGUAUUCCGUGCGUCGCGAUGAGACCAAUCCGCGGCAACGUAAGCGUGAAGCCGAGAAGGCUGCGAAGGAGGCAGAGAAACAGCAAGUCAAGGAAGAGAAGGCUCGCCUGCGCAAACUUCGUGUAGAUGAGGUUGAAGAAAAAAUUCGCAAGAUCAAGGAUGCCGCCGGCCUUCAUUCCAAAGACCUUCAGCCAGAGGAUUGGCAGCGAUUUGUGGACGAGGACUGGGACGACGACAAGUGGGAGGAGGAAAUGCAGAAGCGCUUUGGUGACGACUACUAUGCCGAUGACGACGCUCUUGUGGAGGAGGAAGGCGAUGAUCAGGCCGGGAGACGGAAGCCCAAGAAGCCGAAAUUCGAUGAUGACCUUGAUAUCAAAGACAUUAUACCAGACUUCGAAGAUGACGACGAACGACCCGAGUUCAGCCUCUCUGAAGAAGACAUCCCGGCGCCGAAGAAGUCCAAGAAGACCAAACAAGACAAGAAAGCAGACGCCAAAAGAGACAGACGUAUUGCUGAGCUGCUGGUGGAUGAUCAGCUCCAGUUGGACCUCGAUCAUGCCCUACCAAAAUCGACCAAGAACAAAAGCGCCUUCAGAUACCGCGAAACGUCACCUAAGAGCUUCGGGUUGAGUGCUACCGAUAUUCUGUUGGCAGACGACUCUCAGCUGAACCAGUUUGCUGGCCUGAAGAAGCUUGCAGCCUUUCGAGAUUCAGAAAGGAAGCGCAAGGAUCAGAAGCACCUAGGCAAGAAGGCUCGACUGCGACAGUGGAGAAAGGAUGUCUUUGGUCGCGAGGAGGGCAUAGCGGUCGAAGACUUGGUACCGUCCAAGAACCAGAUUACAGCCGGUCUGGAUCCGGAGGCAAGUGAUGGAGAAGAUGACGGCGUGAAUAUCAUCAAUGGCGAGAAGAAAAAGAAGAAGAGGAGAAAAUCGAAGAAGCAGAAAGUGUGA